AUGUACCAGUGGGCAAUCCAACACGACAGCCAUAACGACCCUCAGCCAGGGCCUAAUGACUAUGCAAGUCGAGCCCAGUACGGUCGCUAUCUCAAAUGGGCCUUGGGGUAUGUAAAAGAGCUGGCCCCAGCAAAUGUGCGCAUCCAAGAGGACCUUGCCCAUGCUAUUCGCCUCGACGAUGCUGACUGUGGUCGUCAUCAGAUCAUAGCCUUAUCCGAUGGUCAAGUACUGCGUGGCAUCACUGCUGUAGUGCUCGCCCUGGGACAUCUACCCCAGCAGCUGACCAGCGAUGAGGAGCAACAGCGAACUUACGCAAGCACACAUUCGCUGCGUUACAUACCGCCAGCAAAUCCCGCCAAUGUUGAGCUUGAUAUGAUUCAAGCCCAAGAGAAGGUAUUCCUCCGUGGUCUCGGUCUUUGUUUCUUCGACUACCUAAGCCUUUUUACUGAAGGCCGAGGGGGAAGAUUCACCACUGAACCUAAUGGUUCUUUGGAAUAUCACGCCUCUGGCAAAGAACCCCUGCUCUUCGCAGGUUCAUCCCGUGGUAUCCCGCAUCGAGCUCGUCCCGAGAACGCGAAAGGCGUAUACAGAUACCAUCGUCCUCUUCUUCUCACGGGUGACAACUUGUCGCGUUUCCGCAGUCAAGCAAAACAAGGGAAGCCGCCCAGCUUCUCACGGGACAUCCAGCCGCUUGUCAUGAGGGAAAUGGAGUGUGUCUACUAUAUGACCCUGCUUCAGCAGCGAGACCAAGAUUUUAUUGGCUUUCAACAUCUGGCAACAGCCAAUCCAUAUAGCCCGCUCACUUUGCCCCAGCUGCAGCAGUUUGGCAUCAGCCAGGAUGACAAGGAGUCGUGGGAAUCCUCCUUGAACCCGCAUCUCCCAGCGAAGAUGACAUAUACUGAGCACAGGGAUUGGAUCAUGUCCUAUCUAGCAGAGGACUCCAGACAAGCCGCAUUGGGCAAUAUUAACGGUCCCCAUGGAGCUGCACGAGAUGCACUGCGAGACAUACGCAACUCUAUCCGGCUCGCCAUCGAUCACGACGGGAUUUCGGGCCAUUCGAGAGAGGCCGAUGUGGACACCUGUUUCACACCCGAAUCCAACUUCUUAAGCGUCGGCCCUCCUCGCUAUCGCAUCGAUCAGACGGCAGCGCUUAUCCGAGCAGGUGUUUUGAGCAUUAUGGGCCCAGGAAUCAGAGUCGAGCGUGGUGAUCACAUGUGGGUUGCACGCAGCCCUGCUAUUCCGGACUAUCAGCUGCAUGUGAUGACUCUAAUAGAGGCGCGCCUGCCAAAGCCUUGCGUGUCAAGAACUUCUGACCCUUUGUUAUCUUAUCUCUUGGAGACGGGCCAAUGCAGACCGCAUAAGAUCGACGGCUAUGAGAGCGGAGCUUUGGAUAUAACUGCGGCCCCAUAUAACCUCAAGAACGGCCAAGGUCGUCCCCACCCUGCACGACUGGUUCUUGGAGUGCCGACUGAAGGCAUUCACUGGACUACUACAGCAGGCGCCAGGCCGGGCAUAAACUCCCUUAUGCUUCGGGAAAGUGAUGAGGUAGCGCAGGCCGUACUACGGUUGAUACAGGAGGCUUAG
Messenger RNA from Diaporthe citri, 1584 nucleotides. RefSeq lists its product as uncharacterized. The record is from RefSeq and is a predicted model, not a curated record. The transcript has a single exon. The coding region runs from base 1 to 1584 and encodes 527 amino acids. NCBI's taxonomy places the organism in Eukaryota, Fungi, Ascomycota, Sordariomycetes, Diaporthales, Diaporthaceae.